AUGGACAAGAACACGAUCACAGCACCACCAACACCUCAAGUGUCAGAAAUACACACCACUCAAGCACCAUCGCUUUCUUUUUCUCAAGACAGCUCUUUCACUAAUGUUCCACCUGACACCAUACUUGUCAACUACAACAGUAAUCAAGAAAAACCAGUUUUACUUCGAGCUGGUCUAGCCACAAAACCUCGUCUUCUGCUCAUGACUUCUGUGGGUGGCUUUUGGGGAUUUAGUAUGGGUGCUUUUUUGGGAGCACGUCAGUCUGGUCUCCAGUACUUGGCAGAGAACGCACACAAGUUACCUACAACAGUACAAGGAUGGUACUUUUAUCACAAGACAAAGAAUUAUAGAAUGAUGUUGGGAGGUAUUAAACGAGGCAUUCGAUUUGCUGGCAAAACAGGUGGGCUUUGCUUGUUAUACGGAGGAAUUGAAUCUGCAUUGGAUGAUGUACGUGGGGAGCCAGACGUGUUAAAUUCAGUGGUUGCUGGUGUGACCACAGGCACCAUUUUCUCUGUCCUAACAAGGUUGUCAAGAGGAUCAUUUCGCUAUUCCAUGAUGUUUGGUGCUGUAUUUGGUUUAGCAGCCGGUGGUCUUUCUGAUUUACAUCGAUAUGCGUCUGGAGACACACCUUCUUAUGGCCAUUCCUUGGGAUCAUGGAUAAGAAAAGACACCAUUGACAACAAAUAA
Molecule: messenger RNA, 687 nt
Organism: Gilbertella persicaria
Lineage: Eukaryota; Fungi; Mucoromycota; Mucoromycetes; Mucorales; Choanephoraceae
Exons: 2
Coding region: 1-687 (228 amino acids)
Source: RefSeq, a predicted model, not a curated record